Rotaria sp. Silwood1 is the source of this 405-nucleotide messenger RNA. Lineage: Eukaryota; Metazoa; Rotifera; Eurotatoria; Philodinida; Philodinidae. The record is from the annotation of a GenBank genome assembly.
AUGACGUGGAAUAAAGGUGCAAAAGAAGGAAUUGUCGUCGCUGGCGGUCAAGGCUAUGGGAGUGCUCUGACACAGUUGAAUGGUCCUUUCGGAUUGUUUGCCGAUAUAUUCGGAACUCUCUAUGUAGCAGACUCGAACAAUGAUCGAGUGAUGCGUUGGCCUCAAGGAGUAACACAGGGCACUGUGACUGUGGGUGGAAAUGGUCGAGGAGAAGAAGCAAAUCAGUUCAACUGUCCUGUGAGUUAUCAAGUAAUAACAAUGACUGAAGUUUGUAAAAUUAUUUUAAUAUUUGUAUCAGCUACUGGUUCAACUGGAUUAAGUUGUAAUAAACAUAUGAUGAAAAUGCGUGAUAUGGCUAUGUUAUGUAAUAAUGGUUAUGAUCAAACUGAAAAUGAUAUUGCUUGA